Messenger RNA from Plasmopara halstedii, 1047 nucleotides. RefSeq names its product Polyadenylation factor I complex, subunit PFS2. The transcript is spliced from 5 exons. The record is from RefSeq and is a predicted model, not a curated record. Bases 1 to 1047 code for a protein of 348 amino acids. Gene Ontology annotation, cellular component: cytosol; peroxisomal matrix. Gene Ontology annotation, molecular function: protein binding. NCBI's taxonomy places the organism in Eukaryota, Oomycota, Peronosporomycetes, Peronosporales, Peronosporaceae. Gene Ontology annotation, biological process: protein import into peroxisome matrix.
AUGGGAGAAGAAAAUGGCGCUAACGGCGGUGCUGUUCACUUCAACAUGAGACGCCGUCGCUGUUCUCAACUUGAGGGUAAUGUAUGGAGUGGUGGUGUAACACUGCUGGAUGCACAGACGAGCGAGCAAUUAUGCGAAUUGCAGCUGGAAACAGGCGUCGCGGCGCUGGCCUGGUGCAGUUCGGACGGCAAUGUGCUGGCACUUGGGUGUGAUGAUGGAGACGUGCGCUUAGCGAAGUUGUCGGCGGAUGAAGCAUUAAUUUUCAAGCCUCUCAGCGGUAGCAACGAUGAUAAGGAUACCGUAACGGAUUGGGGACAUGAUGAUGUAAUCACGGAUGUCAGCAGCUCCAUAACUGAAAAGACACAUCUUGCCACAUGUAGUUGGGACCUAACCGUUAAGCUUUGGGAUGUCACAGUCAUGGAUCAAACGAUCGCCACAUUUCAUGGUCACACGGAUUUGAUUUGGGGCGUAGCAAUGAAUCCAACGCACAAGCACGUGCUAUGCUCAGCAUCACAGGACUCAACAGUUCAAGUGUGGGAUGCUCGUCAAUCUCAAGGUGCAGCGCUUUCUAUAUUAACAUUAUCACCUGCGUUGUCAGUGGAUUGGCAUCCCAGACAGCCGGUAAUCUUUUCUGUCGGACUAGACGACGGUCGGGUGUGUACGUAUGACGUACGUUCACCGCACAUGCCAUUGGCUCAACAUGAUACGCACACCGCUGCAGUGCACGUAGUCCGAUACUCACCAUAUCACGAUGACGUGCUGGCGACGGGCGGUGACGACGGCAAGGCGUUUGUGACUGAGAGCUGUUCCAAAAAUGAUUGCAAUGCUCGAGAAGUGUUAGGUGGUGACAAUCUUUCUGCGCAUCGUGACUACGUGCGCGCAUUUGACUGGUGUCAACUUAUGUCUUCAUCAUUAACCUCUCAAACCGAUACGAUACUAUUUACAGGAUCUUGGGAUAAAACAGUACACAAGUGGAAUAUUGAUGAUUACUUUUGUGAUGAACAAGUACUCGAUACAACGUCGGGUAAACAAAGUUUAAAUAAUUAA